AUGACAAAAAUUGGCAGUCUUCAUUUGAGUGUAAAUAAAACAGUCCUGCGAUAUAUUGCUUUAGUAUUUGUUGUAGCCCUUCUACUAAAUAAGAUCAUACCAUUGGAUUCUGUGAUUAAUGGUGAAUUCAAGAAUCGUAUACGUCGUCACAUGCGGUUGAGAGAUUUACGUCAUGAUACUACUCUGACGGGGCCCAUCAUUUCCAAAUUGGAGUUUGAUGUCGACCCUGCCAAUCCUUUCAGCGCAGUCAGGUUAAUAAUUUUUGUGGUACUAUGUUUCAUCUUUGUUCUGCCGUUUUGCCUUGAUUAG
Molecule: messenger RNA, 309 nt
Organism: Zygotorulaspora mrakii
Lineage: Eukaryota; Fungi; Ascomycota; Saccharomycetes; Saccharomycetales; Saccharomycetaceae
Exons: 1
Coding region: 1-309 (102 amino acids)
Source: RefSeq, a predicted model, not a curated record